GUAUUCCACGCGCGUCCGAUAGCGGCCAGUUUUCAUCGCAUCGUUCUUUCUGGAGCAGCAGAAAUAAAACAACUCAUUUCCUCUCGACUCCGAGAUGAUGGAGAUCGUGACGCGGAUAGGGGUUCUGACUGCUGUACUAUGUGCGAUUACCACCUCACAGACACUUUAUGUUCCUCAAGGUAUUAGUUCUCCCCCGAACAAUAAUGGACCAUAUCCUAAAUUAAGUCAUCAGUACGAGAUUGCAAUUGACCAUGGACCAUAUAAUUAUGAAGAAGAACAAGUGAUGUACCGAAACCAACCUCACGAGGACGAUCAGGACCUUAUCAAACACCAACUUCCGAAAAGUUCUGCGUACAAGCGAGCAGAACAAUUCCAACAAGAGGAAGAAAAACCACAGUACAGCAGACCUGAAGAGCGACAUACCUUGAUACAAAAUGCUGUUCCAGAAGUUUACGUUCCGAAACCGUCUCCUGAAGUUUACGCACCCAAACAUUCAUCCGAAGUUUACGUUCCGAAACAUUCAUCCGAAGUUUACGCUCCGAAACAUUCAUCCGAAGUUUACGUUCCCAAACAUGCAUCUGAAGUUUACGUCCCCAAACAUUCUUCUGAAGUUUACGUUCCCAAACCGUCAUCUGAAGUUGGACAUUCUGUGUCCAGCGUCCUCAGCGAUGGUUCCAUCGAUGAUGUCACCUAUGUUUCCAAACCGGAAGUGCCUAAAGAUGUAACCUACCCAUCUCAAUCACCAGAGUAUGCGUCUAAAGUGGUUAAAGAUCCAAAAUUGCCUCAAUACUUCACGAUGUACGAGAAGCGUAUUAUUGCUGACCCAACCGAUAAGUAUGGCAAAGGUCCUUGGCGCUAUCUGACCUAUGGCCAUGGUAUUACGUAUGGAAGCAAAGAACCAGGAAAAGUCUUUGAGAAGGGUUAUGGUUAUAUUCGAGCUUUGGGAAGAGAUCACUGUAACCUUCCAGAUCAUCUUUGUCCGCCAAGAGACGAAAAACCUUUCGAAUAUGAAGGUAGGAAAGAACCGUUUUUCGGAUUCCGUCCUCACUAAACUGACCGAAAGAAAAUGAGUAAAAGAGACUUCUUUAGAAUAUUAUUUUCGAUAUGCGUUGAAUUAAAAAAUUAUCAACAUUAUCACGAAACAAGGUUAAAAUAUAUCGUUGCUUUGAAUCGAUACUUUUUUUCACUACAACUAUUUUUAAGCAACGUGUUGGCGAACAACUUUGUGAUUUAGAUCUGAGGUUGGAUCUAGUUGGUAUUUUUGCCAACAAUUUCACGAUGCGAUUUUUUCCAUUUUUGCUUAAUAUUUAUGAAUGCACAAUAUAUAUAUAUAUAUUUUUUCAAAAGAGACAUUUGGAGAAAAUAUUGUCUU
Molecule: messenger RNA, 1372 nt
Organism: Uloborus diversus
Lineage: Eukaryota; Metazoa; Arthropoda; Arachnida; Araneae; Uloboridae
Exons: 2
Coding region: 95-1051 (318 amino acids)
Source: RefSeq, a predicted model, not a curated record